Molecule: messenger RNA, 1142 nt
Organism: Triticum aestivum (bread wheat)
Lineage: Eukaryota; Viridiplantae; Streptophyta; Magnoliopsida; Poales; Poaceae
Product: ethylene-responsive transcription factor ERF003
Exons: 2
Coding region: 146-619 (157 amino acids)
Biological process (GO): regulation of DNA-templated transcription
Molecular function (GO): DNA binding; DNA-binding transcription factor activity
Source: RefSeq, a predicted model, not a curated record
CUGACCCUGGCCCUGGCCCCGAGCGGCGGUAUAUAAGCCGGUGUGCAGGCCCGGCACCUGACGUAUCUGCCAUCAGGCGAGAGUGAGGCCGGCCGGGUAGGGUAGCCACUAGCCAGUGCACCGUGCGAUCGAUCGACCGGCCGGGAUGCCGAAGCUGCAGCGGUACAGGGGCGUCAGGCAGAGGCACUGGGGCUCCUGGGUCUCCGAGAUCCGCCACCCGCUCAUGAAGACGAGGAUCUGGCUGGGCACGUACGAGACGGCGGAGGACGCGGCGCGGGCGUACGACGAGGCGGCGAGGCUCAUGAGCGGGCCCGCGGCGCGCACCAACUUCCCCUCCUCCACCAACGGUGUCGCUCCCGCCGGCGCCGGCGGCCUCUCCGCGACCCUGCGCGCCAAGCUGGAGAAAUGCUGCAUGGCGACGGCGCCGCCGGUGCAAAACGUCGAGGCGACCAAGGCGGCGAGGACCGGGGGCGGCGCCGCCCGCCGAAACAGGGUCGAGGACGUCGUCAAGCGCGUGGACGAGGAGGAGGAGUGCAUCGAGGAGAUGAUCAGGGAGCUCACCCACUACGGCUCCGUGGAGAUCGUCGCCCCCUCCGCCUGCUCCAGCUCCGUCGUCUAGCUAGGCUAUCCCGCCGACCAUCGUCCAGCCAGAGCGACCGCUCCCCUAGCUAGCUAGCCAGGCCAUGUCCAUCUCCAUGUCCAUCAGAACAUCCCCUUCGUCUCUCCCGACCUGGUUUUGUUAGGUAAAAAAAAACAUGUAGCAGUAAACCAGUACUAAUAUACACCCCAUAUCCAUCCAUUAGCCGCCGUGGCUCAUCAUCGGCACAUGUCAUGUACACACUCCAUUAGCCGGAGAAAACGGAGGAGCAUCAUCGCAUCGGGCAAUGGCCUUGUCGUCGUCGGCGGCGGCAUUGCAAUAACCGGCCGGGGACCCUUUCCCUAGGAUCGUGCUCUGCUGCGUCUGCCUGCAACGGGAAGGGGACCGGGGAUCUUUCAGGAUAAGGGGGCUCGAUUUGGGUCAUGAUGUGAAAACUGUGUCCCGCUCUGUCGCGUAGCAGCGUGCAUCUGGCCGUCGUAGCCUCCUCUCUUUUUCUCUCGUUGUAUAAUCUUUGCUCUGGAAACUGCGCAAGAUAUUCCCGGUA